This is a messenger RNA of Anguilla rostrata (American eel), 1136 nucleotides long. It is a transcript of the gene dynll2a, whose product is annotated as dynein, light chain, LC8-type 2a. The transcript is spliced from 3 exons. The coding region runs from base 250 to 519 and encodes 89 amino acids. The record is from RefSeq and is a predicted model, not a curated record. Gene Ontology annotation, biological process: microtubule-based process. Gene Ontology annotation, molecular function: dynein intermediate chain binding. NCBI's taxonomy places the organism in Eukaryota, Metazoa, Chordata, Actinopteri, Anguilliformes, Anguillidae. Gene Ontology annotation, cellular component: cytoplasmic dynein complex.
AGGGGGUCGCUCCGCCAAUGGAAAGCGCUGUGGCGUACGGCGGCGCUCAGGGGAGGGUGUAUUUUAGCUGGGCAGAUGUUAUAUCGCCUAAGUGUAACUGAUCAAAAAGCAAGUCAUACAGCUAAACUACAAGUAAGCAAACUAACAUUGGAACAGUAGUAAUAUAGCUAAAGAGCUUGUCAUUUAAGUAGAAGACUAGUUUGUGGGAAAACGGUAUUCAACAGCGAAAGCUCCAGUUGCGCGCACAUCAUGGCUGACAGGAAGGCUGUGAUAAAGAAUGCUGACAUGUCUGAGGACAUGCAGCAGGAUGCGGUGGACUGUGCCACGCAGGCCAUGGAGAAGUACAACAUUGAGAAGGACAUUGCUGCCUACAUCAAGAAGGAGUUUGACAAGAAGUACAACCCCACGUGGCAUUGCAUUGUGGGCAGGAACUUUGGCAGCUACGUUACUCACGAGACGAAGCAUUUCAUCUACUUCUACCUUGGGCAGGUGGCAAUCCUCCUCUUCAAGUCUGGCUGAGCCAGGAGAAGCUGCAGAGCCUCCAAGGCUGAACUGUGAUGCACUGGUGGUUGAAGCCACACCUCCUCAUUCACAUUUAAACAAAUAAGUACAAAGAAGAAAAAAAAGGAAAAUCAUGAUACAAACUGGCUUUGCUGACUGCAUGCACAAUAUUAAAUGUGUGUGUGUGUGUUGCAGUAAAAUAAUUUUUCUUUGGUUGCCUUGAAAAAGUAAACAUCAGGGUUUUUGUUCAUGCUUUUUUAUUGCACUGAAGUGAUGAAUGCUUUGAUAGUGGCCUUUAAUUAUAAAUAAUGGCUUGACACUAAAUUUAAACUGAAUAUGGCAGGAUAUCUAAUUUAUAUGCAAAGAGUAACCCACUACAUUUUGGUUUGGAGAGGAUUUGAUGUCUAAUUCCCGUGACACUAGUGCUACAACUUUAAAAACAUUAAACUGCUGUGGUGUCUUGAACUCUUUGUCUUGCUAUGAUUCAUGUCUUGUAUUUCUGUAACAUUUUCUUAAUGAGUAAGAUUGCCACACAAGUGAUUGAAAAUGAGACAGAAAACUUGUGUGACAAAAUGUUCAUGUUCUAUUGACUGUUUUUUCUGUUGAAAACACAUAAAGCUUUCUCAUUUUUAGUA